AUGAUAAAAGCCCUCAAACAAAAGGCUGUGUUUUGGUGCAUGGCUAUUUAUUAUGGGAUUCUGGUAAUUUAUGAACUUCUGCGUGAAGGAAUCAAAACUGGCAUCAAAGCUUUCCAGGUGAAACCAUUACCUCGUCCAUCAUGUCUUGAUGACCCUACACUAGGAACACACAAUUACCUUCACCUAGAGGAUGUCACUAUCCACUAUGUUGCAAGUGGACCUGAAGAUAAGCCCCUUAUGCUGUUUGUGCAUGGCUUUCCAGAAUUUUGGUACUCAUGGAGGUAUCAGAUCAGAGAGUUUCAGAAAGAUUAUAGGGUAGUAGCAAUAGACCAGCGUGGAUAUGGUGACUCAGAUAAGCCUUCUGGGAUAGACGAGUACUCUGUGAAAAAGUUGGUGUCUGAUAUCAAGCAUGUCAUACUUGCAUUAGGUUAUGAAAACUGCAUUCUGGUUGGCCAUGACUGGGGAGGCCUGGUGGUUUGGGCAUUUGGCAGACAGUAUCCGGACAUGGUCAGCAGGCUGAUUGUCAUGAAUGUCCCACCUUCGCCAGUCUUCCAAAAACUACUUCACAAGAACAAAGAACAGUUGAAAAGAUCAUGGUACAUGUUUCUCUUCCAGCUGCCCUAUUUGCCAGAGAUAUAUUUGCGGUUUAAUAACUUUGAAGCUAUAGAUUUCCUUUUUGCUGGAUCACAUAAACGGAAGCAUGCUUUUUCAAAUGGUAUGCAAAACCCUAUGUCACAAGAAGACGCUAAUGCCUAUAAGUACAUAUUCAGCCAGCCAGGUGCUGUAACACCACCAAUCAAUUAUUAUCGAGCGGCACUGUCACGGCCCAAUGGUAACAUUGCUUAUGACAUGGAGUAUACAAUGCCUGUCCUCCUGAUCUGGGGUUAUCAUGAUAUUGCUCUGACUCCAGUUAUUCCUGACAUGGUGGAAAAAGAAAACCCUAAAAUCACAGUACGACGAAUACCAGAAGCUGGUCAUUUUGUCCAGAUGGACACUCCUAUUGUGGUUAAUAAAGUGAUGAGAGAAUGGCUGAAUGAGACAAAAACUGCCUGA
This is a messenger RNA of Candidula unifasciata, 1053 nucleotides long. Lineage: Eukaryota; Metazoa; Mollusca; Gastropoda; Stylommatophora; Geomitridae. The record is from the annotation of a GenBank genome assembly.